AUGGAGGCCGCCUCAGCCCGCGCCGCCGCCCGCGACCGCUGGACCGAGUUCGGCCGCGCCCCCUCGCAGCUCCAGCGCUUCGUCUCGGCCGCCUGCAGCCCCGACAACUACGAGCCCAACCUCGCCCUCAACCUUGAGAUAUGCGACCUCAUCAACAGCAAAAAGGGCAGUGCCCCGCGCGAGGCCGCCACCGCCAUUGUCGGCUACAUCAACCAUCGCAACCCAAACGUCGCCCUGCUCGCCCUCAACCUGCUCGACAACUGCGUCAAGAACUGCGGCUACCCCUUUCACCUGCAGAUCAGCACAAAGGAAUUCCUCAACGAGCUCGUCCGCAGGUUCCCUGAGAGGCCCCCCAUCCGCUCCACUCGUGUCCAGGCCAAGAUCCUCGAGGCAAUAGAGGAAUGGCGCCUCACCAUAUGCGACACCAGCCGCUACAGGGAGGACCUGGGCUUCAUCCGCGACAUGCACCGCCUUCUGAGCUACAAGGGCUACAUGUUUCCCGAGGUCCGCCGAGAGGAUGCCGCCGUCUUGAAUCCCAGCGACAACUUAAAGUCAGCCGACGAAAUGGAGGAGGAGGACAAGGAAGCUCAGUCGGCCAAGUUGCAGGAGCUUAUCCGACGCGGCACCCCCGAGGACCUCCGCGAAGCCAACCGCCUGAUGAAGAUCAUGGCCGGAUACGACAACCGCUCCAAAACAGACUACCGUGCCAAGGCCGCCCAGGAGAUUGGCAAGAUCCAGGCCAAGGCAAGGCUGCUCGAGGAACGCCUCGAGGCCUUCAAGUCCGGCGACACCAUGACCGACGGCGACGUCUUUAGCGAGCUGGCCUCUGCCCUGCAGAGCGCCCAGCCCAAGAUACAAAAGAUGUGCGAGGAGGAGUCGGAGGACCACGAGGCCGUGGCCAAGCUCUUCGAGAUCAACGACAGCAUACACCGCACCGUCGAGCGCUACAAGCUCAUGAAAAAGGGCGACAUGGAAGGGGCAGCCAGUGUGGCCGCCGGCGCCCCGCCCCCCAAGGCGGCGGCCGCCGGCCCGGCCACGGAGCUGUCGCUCAUCGACUUAGACGCCGACGCCGACGCCGCCGAUACAAACGGCAGCAACGGUGCCUCGCAGGUGCAUUCCCCAGCCAGCGGCCUCGAAAACGACCUGCUGGGCCUCGACAUUGGCGGCCCCUCGAGUACGUAUGGCCAGGGCGGCAACAUUGUUCUCGGCUUCGGGGCCAAUCAGAACGUUCCAGGCCCGGCCCUUCUUUCAUCCAUGACCCAGGACAGCAGUGCCGGGGCCAGCGGGCCUACGUCGCAGUCGACAACACCGCAGCCCGCCGCCCAGCAGCAGCCGCCGCCGCCGCCGCCGCCGCCGCAACCCGCAUCGGAUCCCUUUGCCGCGUUCAGCGCCCCCCCCAAGCCCGCCGCCGCCACCGCCGACGACGACGACGAAUGGAACUUUACCUCGUCGCUACCGCCGGCGGCCCCGUCCAAGCCCCGCGAGCACAAGUCGCUCGUCACCGACACGGGUCUGCGCGCCGAGUUCCUGGCCAAGCGGGUCGGCCCCAACAACGCCAUCAACAUUGUCUUUUCCUUUGGCAACAACACGGCGCAGCCCAUUACCGAGCUUCACUUUCAGCUGGCCGUCACCAAGGGCUACGAACUCCAGCUCAAGCCCCAGACGGGCCGCGACCUCGGCCCCAAGCAGAGCCGCGGCGUCACGCAAGAGGUGGACGUGUGGCACGCCGGCGACCGCACCCGCCGCGUCGAGUCGGCCAAGCUGCGCUGGCGUGCCGCCUACCGCGUCGGCGCCGAGCAGCGCAACGAGAUGGGCGAGAUUCCUGAGUUUGCCAUUGCCUGA
Hirsutella rhossiliensis is the source of this 1842-nucleotide messenger RNA. Its product is annotated as VHS domain-containing protein. The record is from RefSeq and is a predicted model, not a curated record. Gene Ontology annotation, molecular function: phosphatidylinositol binding; ubiquitin binding. The coding region runs from base 1 to 1842 and encodes 613 amino acids. Gene Ontology annotation, biological process: protein transport to vacuole involved in ubiquitin-dependent protein catabolic process via the multivesicular body sorting pathway; Golgi to endosome transport; Golgi to vacuole transport. Gene Ontology annotation, cellular component: trans-Golgi network. The transcript is spliced from 5 exons. Lineage: Eukaryota; Fungi; Ascomycota; Sordariomycetes; Hypocreales; Ophiocordycipitaceae.